This is a messenger RNA of Drosophila kikkawai, 1765 nucleotides long. It is a transcript of the gene Taz, whose product is annotated as tafazzin, phospholipid-lysophospholipid transacylase. Gene Ontology annotation, molecular function: 1-acylglycerophosphocholine O-acyltransferase activity. The record is from RefSeq and is a predicted model, not a curated record. NCBI's taxonomy places the organism in Eukaryota, Metazoa, Arthropoda, Insecta, Diptera, Drosophilidae. Gene Ontology annotation, cellular component: mitochondrial membrane. Gene Ontology annotation, biological process: cardiolipin acyl-chain remodeling; inner mitochondrial membrane organization.
GUUUUUAUUUCCGUGACUACAUUUUGUGGUUUAAUCAGUUAAAUUAAAAGCUUUUGGUUAACUGAUAAGAAUAGUUUUUAAAUCCCACUCUCUCUUUCUCCCUAUCCCCCUCUCGAUGUCUCCCUUUCUCUUUGUUUCUCUUCCGGCCAGAGUUGGCGCUUAAAUUCAAAUUCUUAUCUUGGCCCUGUCCCAGUGGCAACGUGAUCAAUAUUCACGGAAGUGCUUGGCUAAGCACCUUUGCCAACUGAUAAAGAUAGUUUCACAAUCUCCGCAGCCACUUGACUGUUGCCUCACUGCGUCGCAGUCGCUCCUCGCUCUUUGUCUCUCUCUUUGUUGGCGGCAACCGCCCUUGUUUCAACUUUAUGCGUGCUUUCUGUGCUUGCUGCUGGUGCUGCACUUGAUGAUUUUCGCCAGACGAAAAUCAGUUACGCUCGAAAGUUGCCGCCGUCCGGUUGCGAAAGGUUCUCAGGUGCCGAGAGCCAGAGAGAGGAGAGUCUCCAACCCGGCGAAGGUCGCUCUGGCUUAGAUCUGUGACGACCAGUACGUCCCAGCUCCGGAGGCCCGGCCAGUGCCCGAUGAGCGAUACGCGGCCGGCCAAACGGACCGGAAGGAUACCGCCACACAGACCGUGCAGAGCAGUUUGUCCCGGCCGCCGAAAAUAUUGCCACCCUCGCCGCCGACGUCCACGCCAGCGCCGGUCUCGAUGUCUGACCGAAUCGUAGAUCCGUCCCUGGGAGUGUCGCCCAGUGUGGCGAUACCCUUCAACAUUGACUGGAUAUUCCCCAGGCUGCGGAAUCCCAGCAGCUUUUGGUACUGGGCCAGCCAGUUCGUCGUGGCUGCAGUCGGAAUCUUUAGCAAGAUCGUGCUGAUGUUCCUGAACAAAACCCGUGUCUACAACAAGGAGCGCCUGGUUAACCUGAUUUCCAAAAGGCCCAAAGACAUCCCCCUGGUGACGGUGUCCAAUCACUAUUCCUGCUUCGACGAUCCCGGCCUCUGGGGCUGUCUGCCCAUGAGCAUUGUUUGCAGCACCUACAACAUCCGCUGGUCCAUGGCUGCCCACGAUAUAUGCUUUACCAACAAGCGGCACUCGCUCUUCUUUAUGUUCGGCAAGUGCAUUCCUGUCGUCCGUGGCAAUGGUGUCUACCAGGAGGCCAUCAACCUGUGCAUCGAGAAGGCAGCGCAGGGCCACUGGAUUCACGUGUUUCCCGAGGGCAAGGUGAACAUGGAGAAGGAGGAGCUGCGCCUCAAGUGGGGCGUCGGUCGGAUUAUCUACGAGUCACCCAAAAUUCCCAUCAUCUUGCCCCUGUGGCACAUAGGGAUGGAUGACAUGCUGCCCAAUGUGGAGCCCUAUGUGCUGCAGCGUGGCAAGAAGAUUACCGUGAAUGUGGGUCAGCCGUUGGACCUUAACGACUACAUCCUGGACCUGAAGAAGAGGCAAGUGCCGGAGCCCACGGCGCGAAAGCUAAUCACUGACAAAAUCCAGGAAGCCUUUCGGUUUUUGCGGGCCGAGACGGAGAAAUUGCACAGUGAACGCGAAUAGCCAGCUAUCAGGGAAGCAUACAGCGGCGGACAUUUCUAAUAAUAUUUAUUUCUGUAUAGUAUUAAGCCCAAAAUGAACCCUCGAAAGGCUCCUGCAAUCCGUUUAACGUAAUUCAGUUUUAUUAAGGUUAUUGCAAUGCGAUGUAAUGGCUGGAGAGAGGCACUUUAAGUGAAAUCGUGUGCAUUAUUAAAUAGUGUAAAUAUACAAAUUGACAUUUAACUGCAA